UAUAAAAGGAAACAUGGCAUAACUAAAAAUUAAAAUAAUUUAUUUUGAUACUGAUCUUUUUAUUAUUAUUUUUUUAAUUUUUUAGAGGAUUUGGCCAUAUAUAGUGGUUGCUUUGGUGAACUCCACUCCAACGGUGGUUUGCAUGCAUCGUAUCCAUUUCCAUCACUACCAAAACCCACGCUUCUCUUUUUGUUUGGCAGUGAUAGGUAAAUUGCUUUUUAGGUUUCGUAUUGUGAACUUUAUUUAUGCUGCUUUGUGUAUAGAUAUUAAGUCUUUGAAUCGAAUUUGAAUUUGUUUAUUUUAUUUGAAUUUAUAUCUUUUUAAGUAUGUAGCAAUAAAUCGAGGAUGGGUUGGAUAGUAUAUCGCCUUUAACCCUUUAGGGACUGCAUGGGAGUGUUCUUCAUAGUAACGUAAACUUAAUUUGUCACUACAAAUUGUAAAAUACUAUUUUUCUACGUCUUAGAGUAAAAUGUAAUUAGCAUAAUAACUUACUUGGAAUGAAUGCAUGUAGAUAACUUAAAAAUGUAACCAAGGGCUAUAUACAGUAGAUGGAGAGCCACCAUGACCUUCCCAUAUUGAUCUCGGGCACAAAAGACUGAGAGAGCACGGUAAACAUAACCAGUAUGUAUCGCUAAUAGCCUAAUACUAGUAGGGAAUAGCAAAAUUCACCAUUGUAAAAAAUUGUUUAGCAUUUUGUAAGAAGAAAAUGGUCAACCCUUUUGGCAAGGCAAGCUAAUUAGGCAUCGACAAGAAGCAUGAUUAACCCCUUCACAACAAUUAAAAAAAACAAAAAAAAAUAUUAUAAAAAUCAAUCAAAUUACAUUGAAUAAUGUGAAAUAGACCUAACUUAUCAAUUUGCGACCAAGGAUAAGCACCAGACAUACACGUAGCGAACUCUUUGAUUAGGCCCAAAGAAAAAAAAUGAAGGCACCAAAGAGAAAAAUCUUGACGUAUGGACUUUUUAAAAAGUACAAUGCUUUUUGUUUGGCUUUACAAAAAAAAUUGAUAACUAAAUUUAACAAUUUGCCUGUGCGAGUGAGUUGUAGAUGAUAAAAGAAAAGUUAAGAAGCCACAAAAACCAAAGCACAAACGAUCGUGAGGUCACACAUAACAACAUAGCAUGAUUUGAGCCUCGUGAGGUCCCACAAAGUCACAAGAUUUCUUCUAUACUCAACAGUCUAAAUCCAUACAAGAAUAGAAAAAACAGUUUUCAAAGAAGAAAAAAUAAACUAAAUGCAUUGGGAAUAGCUAGAUUAGCAAAACCAACGGACGACUUUUGGGCACUAACGUAUUGCGAUGAUCAGUCCAGUCUGGUUCGUACUGAUUCUGGAAUUUAUUUGUAGGUUUGGUACUAGUUUUGUCUACAACUAUAUAUAAGAUAAUCUGCGAAAUGAUUCUGCAAGCUUUUUUGUUUCACUGCCUAAAACCACCGAUUACCACUUACUGGACACGGUGAUUCCAGUCACCCCAUUUUUGAACAUGGGAUUGGAACCCUUUUUUCUAAAUGUCAAGCUAAAGCUCGCGGACCAAUUUGCCAAAACGACACAUCAUUUUACACCAACAUGAGGAGGCAAAUAAAGAAGGCGUAAAAGCAUUGAUUCUGAAACACUAAUCUUAGGAUCAUUCGUGAAAGAAGAUUUUGUAAUAUUCCACAAACUAGAAACUAUUAAGAAUACAAAAUAAAUUAGGGGAAAAUAAAAAAAAAACUAAUAGGAAAAAAGAGCUUUAACUUUUGGAAAUGGAAGCACAAACACAAAAACACAAAGUCUAUUUUACCUUUUAACCCAUUCAAGAAUCCUCCUUUAGUUUCAGACUUUCAGUGCCCUCUUACUUUGCCUAUCUCCCUACUCCUCUGUUUCUUCGCCUUCUCUCACCCUUUCUUCUUCUAUCAGAGUGAAUGGAGCUGUGGACAGAAGCUAGAGCCCUAAAAGCAAGUCUAAGAGGAGAAGCUAUAAAGCAUCAAGUGAUUGUGGCUGAGGAUCUAAGCCGAACUUCUUCUGCUGAAGAUUUCUCCGUUGAGUGUUUCCUUGAUUUCUCAGAAGAAGGUCAAGAAAGAGACGAAGAACAACUUGUCUCCGUUUGUUCUUCACAAGAAGAACAAGAACAAGAUUAUUGUAUCUUUAGUUCACAACCUUGCAUCUUUGAUCAACUUCCUUCUUUGCCGGAUGAAGAUGUGGAAGAGCUUGAAUGGGUAUCUCGUGUUGUGGAUGACUGUUCAUCACCAGAAGUCUCACUUCUCUUCACACAAACCCUCAAAACCAAACCAAGCUUCUCAUCUUCAGUUCCGGUUAAACCAAGAACCAAACGGUCUCGGAACAGCUUAACCGGUGACCGAGUGUGGCCACUAGUUUCAACCAAUCAACAUGCAACAGGAGAGCAGUGUAAGAAGAAGAAACAAGAAACGGCCGUUUUGUUUCAAAGAAGAUGCAGCCAUUGUGGCACAAACACCACACCUCAAUGGAGAACCGGUCCGGCCGGUCCAAAAACCUUAUGUAAUGCAUGUGGUGUGCGGUUUAAGUCCGGUAGGCUCUGCCCAGAGUACAGACCGGCGGAUAGUCCGACGUUCUCAAAUGAGAUCCACUCAAACCUUCAUAGGAAGGUUAUGGAACUGAGAAAGAGUAAAGAGUUAGGUGAAGAACGAGGAGAAGCUACUACUAAAUCAGACCAGGUCAAAUUUGGCAGCUAAGUGGUAGAGAAGACUUAGGUAAAAUGAAAACCUACUUGUUUUAGCAUUAUCUCUAGUUUUGUACUAUAAUUUAAUAACUUGUUCCAAAAUAUGUUAAGCUGUUUUGGAAUUAGUGUACUGAAAACGUUGUUUUCUAUAAACAAGAUUAUAUAUUUUUAAUGAUGUUAGACCACCACCA
Molecule: messenger RNA, 2864 nt
Organism: Brassica rapa (field mustard)
Lineage: Eukaryota; Viridiplantae; Streptophyta; Magnoliopsida; Brassicales; Brassicaceae
Product: GATA transcription factor 3
Biological process (GO): positive regulation of DNA-templated transcription; cell differentiation
Cellular component (GO): nucleus
Molecular function (GO): zinc ion binding; sequence-specific DNA binding
Source: RefSeq, a predicted model, not a curated record